Mizuhopecten yessoensis (Yesso scallop) is the source of this 3709-nucleotide messenger RNA. RefSeq names its product WD repeat-containing protein 63-like. NCBI's taxonomy places the organism in Eukaryota, Metazoa, Mollusca, Bivalvia, Pectinida, Pectinidae. Gene Ontology annotation, cellular component: inner dynein arm. Gene Ontology annotation, molecular function: dynein light chain binding; dynein heavy chain binding. Gene Ontology annotation, biological process: cilium movement involved in cell motility; inner dynein arm assembly. The record is from RefSeq and is a predicted model, not a curated record. The coding region runs from base 92 to 2989 and encodes 965 amino acids. The transcript is spliced from 25 exons.
CAACGACCAAGCGUACAUCCGGGUUCCGUCAAGAUGGCUGCAAGCAUAUAAACAAAUCGUGUUGUCAGACAACUAAACGCGAGCCAUAAAGAUGUCAGAGCCAGAGAAGAAGGAAGUUUCUGACAAGGAAAAGGAAACAGCGAAACAGGAUGAAAAGGAAAAAGACACUGCUCAAGGUGGAAAGAAGACUCCACUCGGUGAUAAGGCUAAGCCAGGGAGUGGAAAGGCUAAGCCAGGGAGUGGAAAAAGAUCAGGAACACCCAGCAAGGGUAAUAAAGGUGCUGCUGAUAAAGGGCGAGCAACCCCUAAAGGGAAUGCUAAGGCAAAGACCAAAGAGGAUGUAAAAGCACCUACACCUGUCCCAGCAGGGGAGACAGAGGAAGAAGACGAAGGUCUGCCAGAAGGAUGCACUCCACUGUUUAUGUCUACAAAAUCACAGGAAAUAUACAGCUGUGUGUGUGACACCGAUGUCACCGAGGAUAACCCGAUCAAAGUCAUCAUGAAGUCUGAUAUCAUGGAAGAUUUCCGUAUGAGGGCAGCUGUCUGUGAUUUUCAUCCUGUCAAACAGGACGUACAGGACUUUCCAUCAGACGAGAUUGUCAUUGUUUAUGAUCCUGACUUCAAAUUUGGACAAAACUUUUACAUUGCCCUCACAGAGGAAGCCAAGGAUAAAAUACUAAAUCCCCUUGGUCCUGAAGGAGAGGGAGGUGAAGGGGGAGCAGCAGCUCAGGAGGAGGAAGUGGUAUACAAAUACACCCCACCUGAGUCCAAGGAAUGGGUGUCACAGGGCAGCGAAAAAGAAAUCAAGGAGGAAAAUGUUGUAGAAAACCGACGACGGAUAAAAAUUUCCGCUCGACGCAUUAGGAAGGAAUUUGGUGCUCCUUGUAACUUCAAAGACAGAAAUGUGGCCGACGCCAAAGAUGCCUACAUUGAAUGUACAGCGUACGAUGACCGUACAUAUGAUCUGAAGAGAGUAGAAUUGGACAAAGGUGUUCAGGCAGUACCAGAGCUUAUAGAACAAGGGACAAAUACUGACUGGCGUUAUCCAAGGAAUGCAAAUACACAGUACUAUCCCCGUGAAUAUUCCGAGACGGAAAAAGAAACUGUUGAAAAAUCUACUGAUUUACAGACUUUUGCCAAAGAUAUGGUUCCAAGGUUUGAACUUGCCCUUCAGCAGAAUGAAAUUAUGGAUGUUUUCUACAUUGACUGGCUACAUUUAGGGGAUGCUGAUGGAUCCUUUGGGAACAAAGCUGACAAUCACCUUAAGGAGUACCAGUCAUUCACAGAUCUACAGUUCAGUAAGGACAGGACCAUCACAGCCAUACAGUGGCAUCCCACCAUCAAAGGUGUUGUUGCAGUGGCUGUUGCAGAAAAGUUGAGUUUUGAUGAGAGAAUUGACCAUUGUGCUAAAGUCAUCAUGACACCAUCUCUCAUUCUGAUCUGGAGUUUUACCGACCCCAUACACCCACAGCUUUUACUAGAAGCACCAGAUGAUAUAUACAGUUUCCAGUUCAGUCCGUCCGACCCAAACAUUAUCUGUGGUGGUUGUUAUAAUGGUCAAGUGGUGCUGUGGGACAUCUCGGCUCAUGCAGAUAGGCUGAAACAGCAGAGGGGCAACAACAGGAACAAGAAGUCAAAUGUCCUGCCUGGAUUUGAGGACCCCAAUGCUCUGAAGACCCCUGUUGUACGGUACUGUGCAGUGUCUAGUAUAGAAAAUAGUCACCGAGCGGCCAUCACAGACAUACAAUGGGUCCCUGACCACAUGGAGCUGAACAGAAUGGGAGUGCCCCAGGAGAACAGAAGUUUACAGUGCUGUCAAAUUAUGACUUGUGCCACAGAUUACUCUGUACUGGUAUGGGAUACUCGGCCUGCAAAAGGCCCCGGACAAAUCAUUACCACAAAGGAGAGUGACAAAGGCCCCAAAAACCCCAUAGGUGUGCCCAACACCUUUAAACAUCUUGAUCUGUCAUGGAAACCUAUUCUCAAGGUGACACUACACAAAUCUGAGCCUGGAGGUGAUCACAGUCCCACAAAGUUUACCAUACAGGAAAAACAGGGAGACCGUGGCUCCUUAGGCAAAGCCAUGGAUGGUGUAGACACGUCAAAGGACCCAGCCAUGGGGGGUGGCUAUUACACAAAGCCAGGGUCUGGCAAGGACAAGAGAACACUGCAGAGUGUCAAGACUCAUUUCUAUGUUGGCACAGAGGACGGCGAGAUUGUUUAUGUCGACUGGAUGCCACAGAAAGAUCAAGACACAGGAAAAAUUCAAACACCAAAGCCUGACUUUUACCACUCCAUUCAUGAUGGACCUAUCAGCACCCUACAGCGCUCUCCUUUCUUUAAGGACGUGGUUUUGUGUAUUGGAGGGUGGACCUACACACUAUGGAAGGAAUCGGUCAACGUUGACCCUAAUGAGGCCAAAAGGAAUAGUGGUCCAAUCCUGCAGUCUUCUGCCAGUACAGUCAAACUGAGCGCUGGACACUGGUCACCAUCACGACCUGGUGUGUUCUAUAUAGCUAAAGUGGACGGCAGUGUGGAUGUGUGGGACCUCCUCGACAAGACACACGAGCCCUGUAUGACACAGAAUGUGUCGCCUGUCCCCAUCACUUCACUCUACCCUUUCCCUGUGUCACAGAAGCAGCACCUGAUGGCAGUGGGUGACAGUGCCGGUACACUUCACAUAUUGGAAAUUCCCUGGAGUUUGAGGCAACCCACAGCCAACGAGUACACUGGCAUAUCCAACUACUUUGAGCGUGAGGUGAAGAGGCGUGCUUUUGUUGUGUCGCGCUGGGACUUCAGGGAGCUGGAGAAGAGGGAGAUAGAGCAAGAACAUAAGAGGAAGAUGGGGAUCGCUCCAAAUAUACAGCUUUCAGAAGAGGAAAUUGAAUAUCGUCAAAAACAGGAAUAUGCUGCAUAUGUGGACGAGGAAAAUUCUUUCCUGAGAGAAUUGGGGCUGAAGGAUGACGAUGAACCACUGCCAGAAACGUGAUCCAAAAAGUUCUGCCUGAUUUUUCAAAGUUUCUUGAAAAACAAUUCAGUGAUAUUCUGGGACUACAGAUUGUCAACAGUGACCAGGAAAGUGCAUAACUGACUAAAAACACAACUGUUUCAUUUCAAUGAUGUGCACACCAAUAGUAAAACAAUUAAAUCCACAUCCACUAUUGAAAUAUUCUUUUAGAGAUUUUCUUGAUGUCAAUAUCUCGACCCAAUAUGGUACGGGACCUGGAUAGUGACAGUAAUCUAAGCCUUUCUGUGAUGACGAUUUUAGGUCUCAAUAGAUAUCUUGUGUAAAACAAAACUCCCUCAGAGAUAGUGUGCUAUAUUAUUGUAUAAUGUAUACCAUAUUAUUUUGAUCACCAGAAAGCUUUCAGCCUAUCAUUUUCAUUUGUUUAUAACCAUGAUAGUGUAAUCAACAAAAAAAUCAACCUGGAAGUAGUAUUUAUGACUUUAAUAUUAUAUUUUUCCAUUCACAAAAUUUUGGUAUGCAAAUAGAUUUUUUGUAUUCAUUAGUGUUAAAGUAUUACUGACCAAGACUUGGGUUUUAUAUUUAAUGUGUCGUUAGGUGUAUGACAAGUAUUAUAUAUCCUCCGUGAUGGUGAUAUAUCAUUAGCAAGCCUCAAUUAAUUUUUGUUGCUAUUUUUGUUUUAUACGUGAACAAGUGUCUAAUAUGAAUUUGUUUUAAUAUGAUAAAUUAUUAAAAAGAAAUGAA